AUGCAGCUGCCAAACAAAAUCAUUCGAGUUCCAACGUUUUUAUACGUCCCUAAUCUCCCCACUUAUGUGACCACAAUGCUGGAAAAUGAGGAGCAGAGUGAUAGUUCUGACAGUGAUAGUAUACAGCACAGUGUCUCAGAAACCAGUCAGAAGAAAAAGAAACGAAAGAAAAAUAUUAUCACUGCCAAUCUAUCUGCAACACGUUAUAAACUUGUUCACAAAGUUGUGGAGGAUUUAAAUUUUCAUAUAAUCAAUGAUGACACUGUACCCAGUUACCUUAUUUGGAAUGACACCUAUGUGUCAAAUGAAAAAGUGGCUGAACUUGAAUGCUAUCAAAGAAUUAAUCAUUUUCCAGGAAUGGCCAAAAUUACGAGGAAGGAUUGCUUGGCUCGGAAUUUUCAAAAAAUGCAGAAAGUAAACAGUGAAGAAUUUAAUUUCCAUCCCCUGACAUGGAUUAUGCCAAGUGAUUUUUCUGCCUUCUCCAAUCAUGUUAAGAAUCAGAAGGGAAAGAAAGAACAACAUUUUUUUAUUAUCAAACCUUCUAAUGGAGCGCAAGGAAACGGAAUCUACUUGUGCAAAUACCUGGAGAAAUCAGUUUUAGGGGAACACAGCAUUGUCCAGGAAUACAUUGACAAACCUCUGCUGAUUGAUGGCUUCAAAUUUGACCUUCGGCUUUAUGUUCUCAUCACCUCUUGUGACCCACUACGCAUAUUUGUCUUCAAGGAAGGCUUAGUCCGACUCAGUACGGAACAGUACUUUCCCCCUAAUGAUCAAAAUUUGAAUAAUCUAUUUAUGCACCUGACCAAUUAUUCCAUCAAUAAACGCCAUGAAUACUAUGAGAAAGGAAUGACACCUGAUUCAGGCAACAAACGAUCCAUUAAAUAUCUUAACAAAUAUCUGCGUUCCAAUGAAUAUAAUGUGUCGAAACUGUGGCAGCAGAUCUACGAUCUGAUUAUCAAAACAAUGAUUCUUGUAGAACCACACCUACUGCAUGCCUAUCGCAACUGUCGACCAGGUGCUUUGCCUGGUAGCCCAAGUGUAUGUUUUGAAAUUCUUGGUUUUGAUGUUAUCAUCGACCAGAAACUGAAACCUUGGCUUUUGGAGGUGAACAGAUCUCCUAGCCUUGGAACUGACCAGAAAAUAGAUUUGGAAGUCAAAUCAUCCUUAUUAGAAGAUGCACUUCAUCUUUUACAUAUAAAAGCUAGUGACAAGAAAAAGAACCGUGCUGUCCAGAAAGCUCAGUCCCAAAAACGAUUGUUACGUGGCAUCCAAAAAAUCAAUAAAUCAGCUUCAAAGGGGACAGACCCUGGAAAGAAUGACAGCAUGAAAAGAAAAGAAGAACUGUUGAAUUUGUUGGAUAAGUUUCGGCGAAAUGCAGCCCAAGAAGCCUUUGAAAAUGAGAACUGUGGUCAAUUUUACCGCAUUUUUCCUUCUGAUGACAAACUGAGACAACAGAAAUAUACAACAUGGAUGACUUAUGCAUUCCUCAUUUUUCAGAGUGAUGUGAAAAUCAGUGUCCCUAAAGAUAUAGACAAUAUUUACAACCACACUCUCCAGGAGGAUGAUAUAUUGAACUUACUGGCAGAAUAUGAAGAUGAUGAAUCCAGUGAUUCAAGUAGCAAAAAAAGGAACCCUACGCAAAGGUUAUUCAACCCCUACAUUCAACACAUUUUCUCCAGUCAUGACAUUGAAGAAGAGGAGAUCUCUGAAGAAGAGCAAAAGUUGAAAGCCACUCUCAUAUCAAAAAGAGGUUUCUUCACAGGAGGACCAAUGCAGAGGAACAACUACAGAAAAGUAGGCACCAAAAAUGAUAAACUGUUACAAAGGAAGCCCACUAAAAGUAUCACUCCAAAUCCAGCAAAGCCAGAUCUACUAAAUGCACGAUCACUUUCUGAGUCAAGAAUCAUGACUACAUCUCAUCAUAUCAAAAUGUCUUCAACUUCUUUCACAGAAGAGGAGUUAACUAAGAAAGCACUGCAGAGUUUAAAUGGAUUUCAAAUAAAAUAUCCUGACAAAAAUGACAGUGAAGUUGAACAGCUGUUAUCGAAGAUCUAUGAAAAUUGGAAGCUAUACAAGUCAAAUAUAGCUUCCUAUUGGCUGAUUAAACUUGAUUCAGUGAAACGAAAACAGAUAAUUGACAUUGUCAAGUCCAAUGUGUGUAUCUUGUUCCAAAAGAUCUGGAAAAUCCAUAAUAUUGAACAGACCAAACUGUAUCACCUUCUACAGAAAGUAUUCAACCGACUGCUGUGGAGUCAUGGCCAGGGUCUUUGGAAUUGUUUCUUUCUUCCAGGAUUUUUUCCAUUUUUCUUUUCUUUAGAUCAUGUCUUCAUUUCUCAUUUUUUCUUAUUUUUGUUCUUUUUUCUUUUCCCUUCACCUCCUCCUCCUCCUCUCACUUUUUCCUCCAUCUAUUCCUUCUUUUUGUUCCUUUUCUUUUUCUUUCUAUGUCUUUUGUCUUUGAUGCUUUUUCUUCUUUUUUCUUUCUUCCAUUCUUUUCUUUUCCAUUUACUUUCUUUUUAUUAUUCUGUUCCUUUUUUCUUUUCUUUUACUCAUUUUUUUACCAUUUAUUUACAUUUUUCUAUCCUUUUUAUUACUACUUUUUCCCUCUUUUUUUUUUCUUCAUCUUAUUUAUUCAUCAUCUUUUUUCUUCUUUCAUUUCAUCUAUUCCUUCUUUUCUUUCCUUUUCUUCUUUUUCCCCUUUAUUUUCUUAUUUUUCAUUUAAUUCUUUUUCUUUUUUUCAUCCUUUUUUUCUUCUCUUCUACAUUUUUUCACCAUCUGCAUCAAUUUUUUUCCUUUUCCUUCUCCCUUGUUUCUUUUUUCUUUUCCCAUCAUCUUAUUGCUUAUUUCUUUUUUCUUCCUCUUUUUCUUUUAUUUUUCUUCUGA
Acanthosepion pharaonis is the source of this 2880-nucleotide messenger RNA. The record is from the annotation of a GenBank genome assembly. Lineage: Eukaryota; Metazoa; Mollusca; Cephalopoda; Sepiida; Sepiidae.